Molecule: messenger RNA, 1137 nt
Organism: Drosophila santomea
Lineage: Eukaryota; Metazoa; Arthropoda; Insecta; Diptera; Drosophilidae
Exons: 3
Coding region: 124-1137 (337 amino acids)
Source: RefSeq, a predicted model, not a curated record
AAAAACGCCAGCUCUGUAAUGGCCAGCGAAGAGCGGAGAAUCUGUAUAAAUACCAAAAGGUUCUGCGUAUUCCUCAUUAGAGUUUCGGUUUUACUGCUGUGAACAAGCAACUCAUCGGACAAUAUGAAACUCUUCCUGGUCGCCUUUGCCGUGAUCGCAGCUGUGGCUGCCGAUGUCAGCCACCUGCCCUCCAACGAGUACCUGCCUCCCGUCCAGGAGCAGCAGAUCAUCGCCGCUCCCAGCAACGAGUAUCUGCCUCCCGCGGAGGCCGAGGCUGCCCCUGCCCACGAGCUGGCUGAUGAUGGCUACCGUUACAAGACCCACAAGCGUGUGGUGAUUCGUCGUCACCGUCGUGAUGUGAACGAGCUGUCCAACGAGUACUUGCCUCCCUUCCAGGCUGAAGCUCCCUCCAACGAGUACCUGGCUCCCGUUGCUCCUGAGACCGACUUGGCCGAUGAUGGCUACCGUUACAAGACCCACAAGCGUGUGGUGAUUCGUCGUCACCGUCGUGAUGUGAACGAGCUGUCCAACGAGUACUUGCCUCCCUUCCAGGCUGAAGCUCCCUCCAACGAGUACCUGGCUCCCGUUGCUCCUGAGACCGACUUGGCCGAUGAUGGCUACCGUUACAAGACCAACAAGCGCGUGGUGUUCCGCCGUCACCGUCGUGACGUGAACGAGCUGUCCAACGAGUACUUGCCCCCUGUCCAGGCUGUUGCUCCCACCAACGAGUACCUUGCUCCCGUUGCUCCUGAGACCGACUUGGCCGAUGAUGGCUACCGUUACAAGACCAACAAGCGCGUGGUGUUCCGCCGUCACCGUCGUGACGUGAACGAGCUGUCCAACGAGUACUUGCCCCCUGUCCAGGCUGUUGCUCCCACCAACGAGUACCUGCCCCCAGUGUCCGCCCCCGUCCAGGCUGAGCCCGCUCAUGAGCUGGCCGAUGACGGUUACCGUUACAAGACCCACCGUCGCGUUGUCUACCGCCGCCACCGCCGUGACGUCAACGAGCUGUCCAACGAGUACUUGCCUCCUUCCAACGAGUACCUGGCUCCCGCUGAGGCUGUUUCUGAGACCAUCCUGGGUGAUGAUGGAUACCGCUACAAGACCCACAAGCGUGUUGUGUUCCGCCGUCACUAA